CAAACGCUACCAUCAGCUUCAAUCUUGGAGAAACUUCUCAUCACAUUUUCUCUCACUGUUCAGACCUAUAUAACCCCAACCAUAAGUAGCUGAUCCCAGAGCACGAAGUGCAGCACCAGCUCAAGAUGAAGCUUCACGUCGCCACGGUCGCUUCCCUCCUGGCUCUGGCCGCGGCCGCGACGGCCGGCGCCGUCACGUUCGACGCGACGAACACGGCGUCCAACACCCCCGGCGGGCAGCGGUUCGACCAGGCCGUCGGCCUCGACUACGCGAAGCAGGUCCUGUCCGACGCGUCCACCUUCAUCUGGAACACCUUCAACCAGCCCAGCCCCGCCGACCGCAAGCCCGUCGACGCGGUCACCCUUGUCGUCGAGGACAUCGGCGGCGUGGCCUUCACCAGCAACAACGGCAUCCACCUCAGCGCCCAGUACGUCGGCGGCUACUCCGGCGACGUCAAGACCGAGGUGACUGGUGUGCUGUACCACGAGGCAACACACGUGUGGCAGUGGAACGGGCAGGGGCAGGCGAACGGCGGCCUCAUCGAGGGUAUCGCCGACUUCGUGAGGCUGAAGGCGGGAUACGCGCCGGGGCACUGGGUGCAGCCGGGCCAAGGGGACCGGUGGGAUCAGGGGUACGACGUCACGGCGAGGUUCCUGGACUACUGCGACUCGCUCAAGCCAGGGUUCGUCGCGCUGCUCAACGCCAAGAUGAAGGAUGGAUACACCGACGACUUCUUCGCUCAGAUACUGGGGAAGACCGUGCAGCAGCUGUGGCAGGACUACAAGGCCAAGUACGGAGGCUGAUGGUGAUGGGUACGUGUGACUUGUGGCCCCUGGUCAACACGCCAUGCAUUGCUCUGGCCUGCAUGGUGUGACAUAUAGAAUAAGGUGUUUGUUGUUCAGCAAAGAAUACUAUUGCUUACCAGGAAUGAUCAACAAGCCAGGUAUUUAUCGUAAUAGAGAUAUGGAUCUGUAUAAAAUCUUAUAU
Messenger RNA from Phragmites australis (common reed), 987 nucleotides. RefSeq lists its product as uncharacterized. The record is from RefSeq and is a predicted model, not a curated record. The transcript has 2 exons. The coding region runs from base 126 to 803 and encodes 225 amino acids. NCBI's taxonomy places the organism in Eukaryota, Viridiplantae, Streptophyta, Magnoliopsida, Poales, Poaceae.